AGGAGGCUGUAAGUGCUCCAUAUUGUAUAAACGACUUCUUAAACAAACAUUUAGUCUAACCUUUCGCCUUGCCGGCCUUGGUUCGCAUGCCUCAACUGCGUAUUAGCGCAAUCGACCGCAGCAGCAGAUGUGUCUCUCGUGCCGAGAGGCAUGGCCACCUUGACGCGACCGCGGGCCGUGAGGUUGUCUAUUGCCACGCCUGCGUUGCUGAAUGGUAUCGAGACGAGAAUGGACUAACAUGCCCCGAAUGCCAUGGCGAGAUUACAGAGAUUAUUGAUCCUGCAAACGAUCCCCGCGACUUCGAUCACCACUCCUCUGCCUCCGCUUCACCCGAGCAUCACCCAUACGAUUCAGAUCCUGAAGAAGUCGACAUAGAUGAGCAUACCCAGCAUGGAUUUGCCUUCAGACGGAGCGUCCGAGACAGUCCCGCUAUUGCACCGACUUUUGAGCGCUUCUUUGAUAUGCUUAACGGAUUUGGACCUCGCGCGCCUGGUAGAAACGGAUCUUUCCCAUCGAGCCCCGGAGAACGUGAACAACCCCCAGAACCAAACUUUGGACCACGCAUUUACCGGACAAUUUUUACGUCGGGAACGCUUGGAGGUGGAACGACUUCUGUGACAAUAGUUUCUGGACCUAUCCAUGCAACACGAAGCGGUCCUGCUGGCCCCCCAGGAGGCGAGACAUUUCAAGAUUUCUUUCAGAACAUAUUACGAGAUAUUGGACCACCACCCGGUCAUAACCAGGGAGGCGAAGAAGGUGCUGGGGGCUCUCCAUCUGGCCUGGCUCGAAGUCUACAGGAUACUUUGAACCUUCUCAACCCGGCAAAUGCCAUGUAUGGUGAUGCAUUGUACUCCCAGGAGGCCCUGGAUCGGAUCAUCACUGGACUCAUGGAGGCCAACCCCCAGUCCAACGCCGCCCCUCCAGCUACAGAGGAAGCCCUUAGAAAUCUGGAACGAAAACCAGUCGAUAAACAAAUGUUGGGCUCGGGGGGCAAGGCAGAGUGUACGAUUUGUAUUGAUGAAAUGAAGGAGGGAGACAUGGCCACAUUUUUACCUUGCAACCAUUGGUUCCAUGAGGAGUGCGUUACUCUCUGGCUGAAGGAGCACAACACAUGCCCCAUCUGCCGAACGUCGAUCGAAAAGAACAAUCGCAGUGGUAACAGUAGUGGCAAUGGCAGUAACAAUAGCGGUGACAGCAACCAAACUCAAGGCUCAAACUCUGGGUCUAGCUCUAACCAACCUGGUUCGUCCACGUUCAAUCCUAAUUAGUGGGGAGCAUUUGCCACCGCUCCUUCUUCACGUUUAGGCCUGCGAUACUCCCGACCUCCAAACCAGCGCCUGAGUCCCCUAAUUGAGGCUUUGCGGAACACCUCGAAUCAGCAACAAGAGAGAGAA
Messenger RNA from Fusarium redolens, 1394 nucleotides. RefSeq lists its product as uncharacterized. The record is from RefSeq and is a predicted model, not a curated record. The transcript is spliced from 3 exons. Lineage: Eukaryota; Fungi; Ascomycota; Sordariomycetes; Hypocreales; Nectriaceae. The coding region runs from base 87 to 1268 and encodes 393 amino acids.